UUCGGCUCAUCACGUAACGUCACUACUGCUCUGCCUCUUCCUGCUGUUUGGCUCUGAAAGCAGCUCAGAAAUGGCGCAUCCAGGACCGAAACCGGAGCAGGACAAACUCAGCUGCUCCAUCUGCUUGGACCUCAUGAAGGAUCCUGCAACUAUUCCGUGCGGCCACAGCUACUGCCUGACCUGCAUCGGGAGGUACUGGGACGAGGCGGAGGAGAGCCCCAGCUGCCCGCAGUGCAGGCAGAGCUUCAGCCCGAGGCCGCCGCUGGUGAGGAGCUCCGUGCUAGCGGAGCUGGUGGAGGAGAAGAGGAAGAGGAAGAGGAAGAGCGGCCCGCGGGCGGCUCCCGACGAGCCCAGCGAGGAUUUGUCGUGUGAUUUCUGCAGUGAGGAGAAGCAGAAAGCAGUGAAGUCGUGCCUGCAGUGUUUGGUGUCGCUCUGUGAGCAGCACCUCCAACCUCACUUCUCCAUCCCCGCCCUGAAGAGGCACAAGCUGGUGGAGCCGUCCCGGCAGCUGGAGGACACCGUCUGCCCGCUGCACAGUGAGGUGAUGAAGAUCUUCUGCCGCACCGACCAGAGCUGCAUCUGUUACCUCUGCUUGAUGGACGAGCAUAAAGGCCACCAGACGAUUUCUGUUGCCACGGAGAUGAGCAACAAGGAGAAGGAGCUGGCGGCGCGUCGGCAGGACGUCCAGCGGAGAAUCCAGGGCAGAGAGCAGGAGGUGGAGAAGCUCCAGCAGGUGGAGCAGGACAUCCAUCAGUCUGCUGACGAGGCGCUGAGAAACGCAGAGAAGAUCUUCACCGCUGUGAAGCAGCAGAUCCGAUCUCGGCAGGAAUCUGAGGUGAACAAAGUGAAGGAGCUGCUGGAGGCGCUGGAGGAGGAGAUCAGGGAUCUGAGGAGGAGAGCCGCCAUGUUGGAGGAGCUGCAGCCGACCAGUGACCACAUCUGCUUUCUGCAGAACUACGGCUCCCUGGCCCGACUCGGAGAGGCCUCUGACCCGACCCGCAUCGACGUUCAGCCUGAGAGCUUCAGACGAGACGCAGAGGAAAAGGUUUCUGAGCUGAGUGACAAACUGGAGGAGCUGCUCACCGAGGACUGGAGCCCAGUUCCACCAACUGGAACCGAUGUGGAGGUUCUGGUUCCACAGGCAGAACCUCAGACCAGAGAGGAGUUCCUGCAGUACGCCUGUCCUCUCACUCUAGAUCCAAGGACUGUACACAAGUGGGUCAAAGUAGAGAACUACUCGAGAGCACAAUAUUAUUAUCCAAAAUAUGAGUCUGUGGAUCACCCAGAUAAGUUCUUACGCUGGCCCCAGAUUUUGUGUAGAGAAGCUCUAACUGGGCGUUGUUACUGGGAGGUGGAGUGGAAAACCCUUUAUGGCUAUUCUGAAGUGUUCAUAGCAGUUUCAUAUAAGGACAUUAGCCAAAAAGGUGAUGAAAGUGCGUUUGGAAACAAUAAAAAGUCCUGGGCUUUGCAGUGUUGCUGUCAGGGUUAUGAAAUCAGACACAACUGGAUCAGAACUCCAGUCUCAGGUCCACUUUCAUCCAGAAUAGGAGUUUACCUGGAUCACAGUGCAGGUGUUCUGUCUUUCUACAGCGUCUCUGACAACAGCAUGAGCCUCCUGCACAGAGUCCAGACAACGUUCACCCGACCUCUCUGUCCUGGCUUCGGUGUAUAUUAUGCUGGUACCUGGGCUGAGAUUUGUGACCUGGCAGCAAAACCUACCACAUCCGACGAUACCUUAUUUGAUUAAAAUAACUCAAAUUCUUGAACAAUUGAAUUUCUAUUUCUUUUGCAUGUAAGAAAUAGACAUUUUCUAUUUUAUUGGUCUUUCAAGACAUUUAUGUUUAUUUUUCAAUAAAAUCUUUAAUGUCUGAGCUGUUCCUUAGCUUGGUGUGUUUUAUUACUUUAUAAUGUUUAAAACAUGUUUUCAACCAGCUCAAUGUAAAAUAAUCUUAUAACUGUAAUUUGUAACAUCGUGCUUGUAGCUCUGUAGAAAUAUUUACUGUCAUUUAUUAACUGUUUCCAAUAAAGUUUUUUAAACGCAGUGAA
Gambusia affinis (western mosquitofish) is the source of this 2046-nucleotide messenger RNA. Its product is annotated as tripartite motif-containing protein 16-like. Gene Ontology annotation, molecular function: protein binding; zinc ion binding. The record is from RefSeq and is a predicted model, not a curated record. NCBI's taxonomy places the organism in Eukaryota, Metazoa, Chordata, Actinopteri, Cyprinodontiformes, Poeciliidae. The transcript has 2 exons. The coding region runs from base 71 to 1747 and encodes 558 amino acids.